Pseudocercospora fijiensis CIRAD86 is the source of this 1180-nucleotide messenger RNA. RefSeq lists its product as uncharacterized. The record is from RefSeq and is a predicted model, not a curated record. The transcript has 2 exons. Lineage: Eukaryota; Fungi; Ascomycota; Dothideomycetes; Mycosphaerellales; Mycosphaerellaceae. The coding region runs from base 52 to 1023 and encodes 323 amino acids.
CCUCGAUGAAGGCAAUAGCAGCACUUGCUGGUCAUUCUCCAAUACCACAUCAUGCCCAUGUCAAACGGCUUUCAAAGAGUGUCAAGAGGUCUCCGUAGCUUUUCUUCUACGCGCCAGGCGAGGGCAGAGAGGUUCAGGGUAGGAUAUAUACCUGAACACUUCAGGACACCUCUAGCAUUCGCCCAGAAACACUACCAGCUCAACGCAGAGCUCGUACCUUUCCCGACCGGCACAGGUGCUCUUGCAUCUGCCCUGAGAGCCCCACGACAUAAAGCCGGCAGCAUCGAGGCAGCAGUCGGUCUCACGGAAGGUUUCGUAGCCGAUUUAGGCAAAGACGAAGACACCGUAUGGCCUCCCAAGUACCGACUCCUAGGGACAUAUGUCGAAUCACCGCUGCGAUGGGCAAUCGUGACCGGCGCUCAACGCUCUGAGAUCAACGACGUCAGCGAUCUCAAAGGCAAAAGAGUAGGGGUGAGCAGAAUAGGUAGCGGAAGCCAUGUAAUGUCUUUCGUGCUAGCAGAGGAGCGAGGUUGGUUGGAGCCGUCGAAAGAGCCAUUUGACGUCGUGCCAAUCGGAGAUUUCGCUGCGUUGCGAAAGAGCGUCGGUCCAGAUACGACUUCAGAUUUCUUCAUGUGGGAACACUUCACGACGAAACAUUUCUGGGAUACUGGCGAGCUGAAGCGAAUUGGGGAGAGAUAUACGCCAUGGCCGUCAUGGAUGAUUGCGGCUCGCACGCAUGACGGUUUUGAGGAUGAUGCGGAAAGGAUGAUAGGUGCGAUUAAUGACGGGAUUGCGCACUAUAGGAAGAACAAGGCCGAGGCGGUGGAAUAUAUUACCAGUACCAUGCGUUACAGUAAAGAGGAUGCUCAAGAGUGGAUGAAGACUGUGGUGUUUCCGGAAGAUGUGAGGGGAGUGAAAGAUAGUGUGAUGACACAGACCGUGUCAAUCUUGCAGGAAGCGGGAGUUUUGCCUGGAGACAUUGCAACGGGUGGCUAUAUGAUUCUGCAGAGAAGGCAAGAAUAAGACGCUGUUGCUAAUGCUGCGGACGUUUAGUGCUGCUAAAUGGAUGUAGGAUUAUGUGCUCCCAGCGAUACAUGGUCCGAUACGCGUGUGUUGGCGACUUGUCGGAAGAGAGGGAAUAGAAAGCCUUGGCAUGUCUGCCGUCGCUCGUCGCGGAGAG